AUAGCUCUGGCUGACCUGGAACUUGUUAUGUAGAUCAGGCUGGCCUUGAAGUCACAGAGAUCUACCUGCCUGUCUUCCUGAGUGCUGGUAUCAUAGGCAUGCCCCACCACACUUCACCAAAGAAGAGUAUUUUAAAGACCUAUAACUACCGGGGUGAUAAAUUCACAAUGGAGGUUUCCCCAGCAAUGAAGUUUAGUGAGACCUUUGUGUUUGAGGACAAACUUUUUCCAGGGGAGGACCUGGGGGACCCUUUCUUUCAGGAAAGAGGUCUGGAGCAAAUGGCUGUCAUCUAUAAGGAGGUCCCUCUUGGUGAGCAAGACACAGAGCGUGAGGAUUACGAAGGAAAUUUCAGUCUGUGCUCAAGCCCUAUUCAGCAUCAGGUUAUCUCACCAGGAAUCAGACCUGAGGGAGAGGAGCUAUUCGGCCCAACCUUUUUGCGGAAAUCUGACGUCAGCGUGUAUCAGAUUAUUCAAGAGAGGGAAGAGUCCAGUCCACAUGAUGGUGAGGAAGCAGGCAGGGAGGGCUCAGGACUUAAUGCUGCCCACAGAAGCUCACAGCCAGCCAAGCCCUAUGCGUGCCAUGAGUGUGGGAAGGCAUUCACCCAGAGCUCGCACCUGCUUCGGCACCUGGUCAUCCACACCGGGGAGAAGCCCUACGAGUGCUACCAGUGCGGGAAAGCCUUCAGCCAGAGCUCCCAUCUGCUCCGUCAUCAGAUCAUCCACACUGGGGAGAAGCCCUACGAGUGUCAGGAGUGCGGGAAGGCCUUCCGCCAGAGCUCAGCCCUUACGCAACACCAGAAAAUCCACACUGGGAAGAGGCCCUAUGAGUGCAGGGAAUGUGGGAAAGAUUUCAGCCGCAGCUCCAGCCUCCGGAAACAUGAGAGAAUCCACACGGGCGAGAGACCUUAUCAGUGCAAGGAGUGCGGCAAGGCCUUCAACCAGAGCUCGGGCUUGAGCCAGCACCGGAAGAUCCACACCCUGAAGAAGCCCCAUGAAUGUGAGCUCUGUGGGAAAGCCUUCUGCCACAGGUCCCACCUGAUCCGACACCAGCGGAUCCACACGGGGAAGAAGCCUUACAAGUGCGAGGAGUGCGGGAAGGCCUUCAGCCAGAGCUCCAACCUCAUCGAGCAUCGCAAGACCCACACAGGCGAGAAGCCCUACACGUGUCACCAGUGCAGCAAGGCCUUCAGCCAGAGCUCCUCACUCAUCGAGCACCAGCGCAUCCACACCGGGGAGAAGCCCUACGAGUGCUGUCAGUGCGGGAAGGCCUUCUGCCACAGCUCUGCUCUCAUUCAGCACCAGCGCAUUCACACAGGCAAGAAGCCUUAUGCCUGCGAGUGCGGCAAGGCCUUCCGACACAGAUCUGCACUCAUCGAGCACUAUAAAACCCACACGCGGGAGAAGCCCUAUGUGUGUAAUCUUUGUGGCAAGUCCUUCAGGGGUAGCUCCCACCUGAUCCGCCACCAGAAGGUCCAUGCUGGGGAGAAGCUGUAGAAACGGGAGCCCUGCGGCCAGAGUGAGCCUUGAGCACGUGGCUUGGUCUCUAACAGCCCCCCAACCCCCGCGGCUUCCUUGACCCCAGUGCCGGAUGGAAACCCUGCCACUGGGACCUUCCGAAUAGCCUGUGAACGGGAUCGCCCCUUGCUGGCCCCCCACCCCCACCCCAAGGCUCACCACCUCCAAGUAGCUCCCUAGGGUGCAAGGCAGGACUGCUGGCAAAGAGAGAUGGCUUUCAAUUUCCUCAUUCACACGUGUGAUUCCCAGGCCUCUGGGCUUUAAUUGUGCUUUCUGCUUUUCCUAGAGUCUGUAAAGAGAAUAAAUGUCAAGAGGCAGAGGGUUGACUUGAACCCAAGAAAGUGUGAGAUUAACUCUACAUCAGCCCGAAGUCAGGCACUUUCAGAAUGGAGAGAGACCCACUCACAUUUGGAGUCAGCUGAAGAAAAUGAAUUCUAAAGUAGACAGAGGCAACAGAGUUCUCUGUCUUGAUCUGGCAUCAGGGAUGUAUAACCUGCUUAACAGGGCAGAAAGAGUUGGAAGGACUGAUUUUGAACUGAGUGUGGCAGAUUCCUGUGUAUGGCCUCAUAAGCUCUCAUUAGCAGGAGGGGGGAUUUUUGUUAGGUGGCUCUGUUGGAGCUGUGGAGGUUUGGUUUUGUUGUGGCCAGAAGAUAUGUGAUGACUGUGAUUGGCACCCUCUUGGUGAAACUUCUCGGACUCAGUGCUCCCAGCACCACAGCGUGCCAUUUCUUCUCUGUGCAUUGGUUGUGUAGCCUUCUCUCUUUGCUCCCUGGUGUCCAGACAUGGACAACAGGUGAUUUGCAAGAAGAAACCAUGGUUCAAGCAGAAGGUCUGGGUUCAAGUCCUAGUACUGUCUCCCUCUACUUGUGUGACCUUGAGGCAUGUUUCCUCCAGACCAGACGCACAUGUAUCCACUGGACUGCCGUAUCAGUGUCAUCUGUUUCCUUUGUGCUCUCUUCUUUCUCUGCUGCCAACUGGACUUCAUCUGAGAGUUGGUUAAAAGAUGCCAUUGCUUUUGCUCCACCUGCAUCAAUUCUAUCCACAGCCUCGGAGUUGCAUUCUAUGGUGUGUUUCUGAAGCUUCCCUGGUGAUUAUAAGGCAGAGUGUGUGGCCAGGCUCUGAGCCCUAAGCUGUCUCAGGUAGUUCUGAGAGCUUCCAGCAUCACCUACUCACCAAGGGGAGCUUAAAGAUUAUUUAUCACUCCGCAGACCUCUACGUUCUGAGUGUGGGCUCAGACCAUGAGAGUUGCUGGCCAGUUGAAAAACAUUUGUUGUCCCAGGCAGGGAAAACAAUCUCUGUCUCCCCCCUGCACUCCCACUAUGGGUAGAACACAAGGCUUUGCACAUUCUAGGCGGUGCCCUACUACUGAGCUCUGCCCCAGCCCCCCGGGAUCUCUUUGGUGCUGCUUCCACCCACCCCUUAAAGCCAGUGGAGAAAGAGGAAGUCUGGGCUGUUUUGAAGUUUUCCAAAGUUUAUGGCUGGAAUCACGUGAACUCUUCACUGAAGAUGCUGUUUCUUUCAUUUGGUGAGCAGCUGAGUUUUGAUGAAUAAACAUGGGAAAGCCAUAUUUGUUCUUUAGGGUGUGGUAAAGCAGAAAUUACAAAUGAUGGGUGGUGUGAUGGGCUGGAGAAAUCACCGUGGGAAUCCUGACUACUUCCAUCAGCCAUGUGCCCUAGAACCCACUGAACAACCAGCUGGACCACAGAGGCCAUGGGAGUGAAGAGAGAGUGCCAAGACACACUUGGGACAGCAAGGGCAUCAGGCAGGGGCCCCUGAAAGAGCUACCUCCUUUUAAUGUCCCUCACCCUGUCAUCUCCAUUCUGCCUUCACCUUGACUAGGCAGGUCCUUAGCCAUCCUGCAUCUGCCACCUUCCUGGGGUCUGUCCCUCCCCAUCAUUCCUGCAUACCCUAGCCCAAUUGAUUUUUAAAGCAUCAUUUUGCACACAUUCUCCUUAAGGCCAACUUUCAGGAACUUUUUUGCGCAUACACUUUUUGUUUACUUGUUUUGAUGUUUUGAAAUGGGGUCUUCCAUAGCAGAGGCUGGUCUUGAUUCUUCAGCCUCCACUUUCCAAAUGCUGGGUUUAUAGAUAUGUGUCAUCAUGCCUAGUUUAUAUCAUGCCUAGUUUAUAUGUACAUUUUUUUUUCUUUGAAGAAGUUUCAAGUCGCUCAGACUGGUCUUCAAUUUAUUAUGUAGCUAAGACUAGCCUUGAACUUCUGAUAUUUCUCCACCUCCAAGUACUAGAAUUACAGCUGUAUGCCCCCUGGCUAACAACCUGUUUGAGCCAAUCUGUUUUACCGAUGAACAAACCAAUGGAGGUCAGGCCAUUCCCUGCCAGAUGCUGUCUCUGUUCACCUGACUUACUUUUUGCUGUUCUCAUGUUUCAGAAAGUCACUUUCUCUUUUCUCCUCCCCAGCUCUUUCCGUUUUUCCUUUUUUAUGUAACAUGGGGAUUAAGACAACCUGAUUCAUUGGCAGAUUCUUAUACAAACCUGGUAAGACCAUGAACUUUUUAAAAAAAAAAGUAUGAGCAGAGCCUAGUUACUCUUGUUCAUGUUUAUUCACUGUUUUGUUGUAUAUUUUGUGCUUGUUUUGAGACAUUGUUUUGCUAUGUAGUCCUGGCUAGUACUUUCUGUGUCACUCAAGCUGGCUCUAAACUCAUAGCAAUUCUCCUGCCAUAGCCUCCCAAGUGCUGGGAUUAGAGGCAUGUAUCAUGUAUCUCCAUGCCUGGCUUAUUGUCUUUUUUUUUUUUUUUUUUUAAAGAUUCCAUUAUAUUUUGAUUUUCAGCCUAAGGUUACAAGAGAUGCCACAUGGUCGUAUUUUAGUUACCUUUUAAUUGCGCUCUCUCUGGGCUGGCCUCACUUUUGUUUUGCCUUUAUCCAGCAGUGGCUGGCUUUGUCAGCAGUUCCUGUUACCAAAGUCCAAUUCUUGAUUUUGUUUACUAAUCUAAAUGUUUUGUCAGAGGAUUGAAUUCUCUUUCUCUCUCUCUGGCUUAAUACCUUCCAGUUCUGCGGUGAGGGGCCUGUAGAAGGAAUCCUGCAGUGAGGGGGCUGUAAAAGGAAUCCUGCAGUGUGUUUGAGUUUCUAUUCAUUUUAUUCUUUAUUUUAUUACUACUUUUUUUUUUUUUUUUAAAUUUUGGUCAUUUUGAGACAGAGUCUCCCUGUAGCCCCAGCUGUCCUGGAACUCACUAUGUAGACUAGGCUGGCCUUGAACUCACAGAGAUCUGCCUGCCUCUGCCUCCCAAGUGCUGGGAUUAAAGGCGUGCGCCACCACACCCAGCUUUAUUACUACUUUUUAGAGAUACAAUCUUACUAUGUUGCUUAGACUGGUCUCAGACUCCUGAGCUCACAUGAUCCUUCCUCAGCCUCCUGAGUGUCUGGGAUCAUUGGUGUAUGCCAUCAUGCCCAGUUUCUA
Molecule: messenger RNA, 4925 nt
Organism: Nannospalax galili (Upper Galilee mountains blind mole rat)
Lineage: Eukaryota; Metazoa; Chordata; Mammalia; Rodentia; Spalacidae
Gene: Znf70
Product: zinc finger protein 70
Exons: 1
Coding region: 99-1493 (464 amino acids)
Biological process (GO): regulation of transcription by RNA polymerase II
Molecular function (GO): DNA-binding transcription factor activity; RNA polymerase II cis-regulatory region sequence-specific DNA binding
Source: RefSeq, a predicted model, not a curated record